Anopheles marshallii is the source of this 1536-nucleotide messenger RNA. RefSeq names its product leucine-rich repeat-containing protein 15-like. The record is from RefSeq and is a predicted model, not a curated record. NCBI's taxonomy places the organism in Eukaryota, Metazoa, Arthropoda, Insecta, Diptera, Culicidae. The transcript is spliced from 2 exons. Gene Ontology annotation, molecular function: protein binding. Gene Ontology annotation, cellular component: extracellular matrix. The coding region runs from base 1 to 1536 and encodes 511 amino acids.
AUGGGCUGGCUGCGCAGCUUAUCACUUUUAAGUGUUUUAUUCGCCGGCAGUGUCGUUACUGCUCAGCAGCAGAACUGGAACAGCAAUGGAUACCAGUUCCACCAGCAACCCGCCACCAGUAAAAACAGCUGGCAGGAUUCAAAUAGUGCUACUCUCUGGGAGCGGUACAGUUGCAGGGAGUCUAAUCCGGUCUACGAUUGUGUAUUCUGCGAUGUGUCCAUCACUAGGGAUACUCCCGGUGCUUACUUCGGUGAAGUUGAGAUAACGCAUAACAGCCAGAAAAAUCUUACAUUCAAAACCUCAGUCGUGAGAAAGUUACCGGAGACAUUAUUGCGCUCGUUCGGAGAAGUCGAGCUGCUCGAUCUGACUGCUGUACAGUUAGAGGAAAUCGUACCGAACGCCUUCACAAACGGUAUCAACAUCCGGGAACUGUAUUUAGGCUUCAACGAUAUUCGUGAAUUACCACAGGGCGUGUUUCAUAACAUGAGCUCUCUCACCAAAUUGGCGCUGGACCAGAACAGCCUCCAACGUUUGCCACGGGACAUCUUUUCCGGUACACCGAAUCUUACUGACCUGUCGUUCGCGAACAACAAACUGCAGCUAAUCGAUGAUAAUACCUUCCAGAAUGUUAACAAUUUGCAGCACCUACUGUUGAAUAGCAACAAUCUCACCCACUUUGACCUUUCGCUCAUUCCGAGCCUUAUCGAAGGAAAUGUCAGUUCCAACCUGCUUACGACAUUAGCAAUCCCGGUUAAUUUGGUCGUCCUGGAUGCCUCGCACAAUCGCAUUAACACAGUGACGGGCUCAAACAAUACAAAGCUCGAGAAACUUUUUUUGCAACAUAACAAUCUAACAAACAUCGCGUGGCUUCACCGCUAUUCCGGGCUGGUCGUUUUGGAUCUUUCGUACAACGAGCUGGAAAAGGUAACGGACCUCCAUUUAAAGAAAUUGUACCGUCUAGAGCAAUUAUACCUAUCUAACAACCGGCUGGUGGCAUUGAACCUGAAUUCCCCACCUAUCCGAACACUCAAGAUACUCGAUGUCCGGCAUAAUCAUCUACUGCAUGUGGAAUCGAACAAGGAUCAGUUCAGUACACUAGAGCAGCUGUAUCUCGAUCACAACUCGAUCAUAACGCUCAAGCUCGGCUCCAUAAACAAGCUCCAAAUUCUCACGCUAUCGCACAACGAUUGGGAUUGCAAAAAUCUAGAGCAACUGUUUGAAAAUGUGUCCGAAUCGGUGAUAAAUGACAGCGACCGGUACUGUAAGGAAAACUACCAGCACAUGCGAAACAUUUGCUGCAAGGAAAGUGACAAACCUUACCUGGACCGGCAGAUAAAGCAAAGUUUAACGAACGUUGCAGAAAAGCUUCAGCAUGCGGAAGGACCGCACACUGCAUCGAACGGUUCCAUGGCACAGCUCCAAGUCGAACUUAACCAACUGAAGCGUGUUAACGAACGGCUAGCGCAGCUUCUUGAACAACUGCAGUCUGAGAUGAGAUGGAUAAGAAGCAGGAUGGAGACACACUGUUAUGUGUAG